Rotaria sordida is the source of this 2358-nucleotide messenger RNA. The record is from the annotation of a GenBank genome assembly. Lineage: Eukaryota; Metazoa; Rotifera; Eurotatoria; Philodinida; Philodinidae.
AUGGGUUGUGGUGCAUCAGUGACAACAGAUAAAUCUGUUGUAAAUUCCACUACUCCUAUCAAUAUAAGUUCACCCACACAUCCUCACCGUUCUCAAGUCUCUAUCACGAACGGAGAAAAAGGUCAGCAACGUGUACAAUCCCAAGAUCUUGUACAAAAUUAUUUUCUACUUUGGCUCGAUGGUAAUCUAGAUGAGUCAGACGAAGAUUUUCAAAAUUCAAUUAAGCAAUUGCAACUAACCGUCGAUACGAUUGAGAAAUUUCGUGAUGCCGAUGAAUGUCUUAACUAUAUUUCAAGUUUCAAAAAUCAUAAAGCUUUUCUUAUUGUAUCUGGGACUCUCACUGAAAAUGUCUUACCACGUGUUCACGGCAUGUCUCAAAUUUAUGCAAUCUAUAUAUUUUGUCGCAAAAAAUCAAAAUACGAACAAUGGAAAACGAAAGAGUGGCCGAAAGUAAGAGGUGUAUUCACGGAAAUUCACUCGAUUUGCGCUUCUGUUCAGCAAUCAGCUCGAGAAUGCGAUGAUGAUACUGUUGGAAUUACUGGUGAAUUAGAAUCAUCAUUUAUGUAUACAACAUUUUUCAAAGAAAUUGUACUUGAAAUUGAUUUUGACGAAAAGAAAACAAUUCCAGAACUUGCCGAUUACGCUCGUCAACAAAAGGUGUAUGCUAAUAAUAAAAAAGGACUAGAACUCAUCAACGAAUUCGCCCAAAAAUAUCACGGUAACAUCGACAACAAUCCUGUUCGAUGGUAUACUGCCGAAUGUUUCACAUACAAAAUGCUCAACAAAGCACUUGGUAAUCUAGACGUUAAUACUUUACUCAAAACAGGUUUUUUCAUGCGUGAUCUUCAUCAAAAUAUCCAACAACUCCAUGACGAACAAUUGAAUGACAAGGAUAAGUCAUUUCCAAGUAUAGUUUACCGUGGUCAAACUAUGACACAACAAGACUUCGAAAUCAAAAUCCAACCAGACAAACUCAUGUCUUAUAAUAACUUCUUAUCAACAAGUGAACUAAGAAAUGUUGCUGUUGGUUUCAUUCGUCGAAAACUUCCAAGCGACAACACUAAAAUUGGUCUCCUUUUUAUCAUAACAAUUGAUCCACCAAUAAAAUCGGUUCCAUAUGCUCGCAUCGCUAAAUUCAGCAAAUUUCCAGACGAAAAAGAAAUUCUCUUUUCAACGCACACUGUAUUUCGGGUUGGACAAAUCAAAGAAAUCCAAGAGGAAGAAAUGAAGAUAUGGCAAGUCAAACUUACACUUACUAGUGACGGUGUCGAUGAACAGUUGAGUGCGCUUACAGAACAAAUACGGAUAGAGAUCACUGGUACUGGUUGGCAACGAAUGGGCAUAUUGUUAUGGAAAAUGGGUGAGAAUGAUAAAGCAGAACAAGUUUUUACGAUGUUACUUGAUCAAGAACCCGAUGAUGUCAAUAAUAAAGCAUAUUGUUAUAACGCAAUUGGACUCAUGAAAGAUAAACAAGGACAAUAUAAUGUAGCCAUCGAGUUUUACGAAAAAUCACUCGAUAUCAACGAAAAAAUUCUCCCUCCGAAUCAUCCCUCAUUGGCUACUUCAUACAACAACAUCGCUUCGGUACAUAAGAACAUGGGUGACUACUCGAAAGCACUUGAAUUUUACGAAAAAGCACUUAAAAUCGACGAAAAAACUCUCCCUCCGAAUCAUCCUCAUUUGGCUACCUCCUACAACAACAUCGGUCUAGUGUAUAACAACAUGGGUGACUACUCGAAAGCACUUGAAUUUUACGAAAAAUCACUUAAAAUAAGAGAAAAAGCUCUACCACCGAAUCAUCCCGAUUUGGCUACUUCCAACGACAACAUCGGUCUCGUGUAUAACAACAUGGGUGACUACUCGAAAGCACUUGAAUUUUACGAAAAAGCACAUAAAAUCUACGAAAAAGCUCUGCCUCCGAAUCAUCUCGAUUUGGCUAUUUCCUACAACAACAUCGGUUCUGUGUAUGACGACAUGAAAGACUACUCGAAAGCACUCGAAUUUUACGAAAAAGCACGUAAAAUCUACGAAAAAGCUCUGCCUCCGAAUCAUCCCGAUUUGGCUAUUUCCUACAACAACAUCGGUUUGGUGUAUGACGACAUGGAUGACUACUCGAAAGCACUUGAAUUUUACGAAAAAGCCCAUAAAAUAAAAGAAAAAGCUCUGCCUCCGAAUCAUCCCUCAUUGGCUACUUCCUACAACAACAUCGGUGCGGCGUAUUCCGGCAAAGGAGACUACUCAAAAGCACUCUCAUUCUUAGAAAAGGCACUUUCUAUAUGGCAAAAAUCACUUUCAUCUAACCAUCCUAAUAUUAGAAAGGUCACAAAUUCAAUUGACAAUGUAAAAAAGAAAAUGUAA